AAAAAAAAUUAUAAGCUGAAAAAUUCAGAAUUAUUUCCAAAAAAAAUACUGAACAAAAUUAAAAAGUUGUAAUAUAAAAAAUAGGACCAAGUGCAACCAUUUUCGUAAGCAGUAAAUGUUUUGAAAAUAAAACGCAAAAACCUAAAACGCAAAAACCUAAAACAAAAUUUUUUGAAAAUAAAAUGCAGAAACUUAAAGCAAAAAAUUCAAAAAUAUUAAAAGAAUUAUACUGAAAACAACAACAUAAAAAAUAAAUAUUCAAAAAAGCGAAAAAAUAUUGAAAAAAAAAAUAUAAAAAAAAUUUUUUUUUUUAAAUUAUUGAAAAAAAUAAGUGAAGCAACUUUAAAUUUUCAUAAAAGGUAAAAAAUAGUGUGGUAACACCGAAAAUACAGUGCAAACCAACACAUAUGUUUUUUGAAAUAUCAUUUACACGGUGAAUUUAAUUAUAAUUUCCGGGUACUUUUUUGUCACAAUUUAUGUAUAUUUAAAACUUUUCGAAAAAUACACAAAGUAUAACAAAACCAUUAUAUGGCAUAUAUAUUAUAUGGUAUGUAGAUACGAUUAUCGCACAUAUGUAUGAACAUCUGAGCAUAAAUUCGAAUAUAUGCAAGUGCUUAUAAAACAGUUUUGAAGGAAAUGUAAACUUGAAGUGCUGACAAUCAAACUGAUUUAUUAAAAGUUUUAUGUUAUUUUAUCACACAAUCAAAUGCUUUAAACGAGUGCAUCGAGUGCUUAGUGAGUAUUGAAUACAAAACAUAUGCCUCAUGAAGUGACAACAGUAAAACAAAAGCAAAUUCUCAUAAAACAUAAGCAGUGAAAGCUGCGGCGAAUGAAAACAAUAACAAGUCGAAUUGGAAAAGCUGCCGCGGCAAAACAACAAAAACAAAAGCGCAACGCAAAUAUAAGCAAGCGCGUAGAAUUAAGUGCAAGUGCGAACUAACUGUGUAUAAAAACUAAUUAAAAAUAAAAAAAUUAACAAAAAUUUAACAAUAAUUUGUAAAAAAUUAUAAAAAAUUAAGAAAAUCAAAAAAAAUUAUAAAUAAUUAUAAAAAUUAAAAAAAAAAUUAUGAAUAAUUAAAAAAAUUACAAAAAAUUUACUGCAAAAAAUUAAGGAAUUUUAAAAAUUUUACAAUAAUUUUAAAAUUUUGUAAAAAAUAUUUUCAAAUAUUAAAUAAAUUUGUGCAUAAUUCAAAAAGCUAGCGGAAAAGUGCAAUUCUAACUGUAAACGCGUCGUGUAAAUUAGUGUGAAGGCGGCAAGAUAUUAACAGACGUGCAAAAACGUAAUUUAAAAAUAAUUUUAAAAAUUAAAAAAUAUUAAAAAAAAGUAAAGUGUGAAAAAACAUAUUGUAACUAAAUCUCAGUACUUUGCAACAAUUUUAGCCGUGUUGCAAGUAAAUAUAAAGUGCGAAAAAAACUGUUACUGUGUUUAGAAAACUUACUAAACGCGUUGCAAGCAGCUGUGUAAGCAUUAAAAUAACAACAAAUACAACAAAACAACAGCAGGCAAUUGCAACAACAAUAAAAACGUGUGGCAAGUGCAUAACAAGUGUAAAUAUAACAAAAAAUAUUUUACAAAAAGUUUUAAAAAAUUACAAAAACUUCAUAAAUUUGAAAAACAAGUUUUUGAAAAUUUCAAAAAUUAAAAUUUAAUAAAAAAAAUUCAACAACAAAGUGAAAAAGUAAACUUAAUAAAAAAAUUCAACAACAAAGUGAAAAAAGUACACUGAAAAAGCAAAUUGAAGGCAAGAGCUGUAUAAAUAUACACAAAGUAAAGCAAAGUCAGCUGCAAGAGGCCUCAAGCGGUGUCGGAAGUAAAGAUUGCUACGAAAAGUCCAAGAAAAGCGCUUAUAAAUAGAAAAUUAGAGGUCUUAGGCGGCAUUUACUGCUCGAAGUAAGCCAAAUUUUGUUAGAAAAGUCGGGAGACUAAGUGAAAAGCAUAGAAAGCGCGAACAGGCGCAGCUUUAAGUGAAAGAAAGAGCUUUAAGCUCAAAAUAAGCACUAAAAAUAGCGCUCCACAGCAGCGCUUGCAUAGAGGGCUAGUGAGAAAAGCCGUGAAAACCAAAAUUUAAGCGAUCUAAGCAAGAAAAAGUGGAUGCAGAGCUAAAAAUUUAAAACCAAAUAAGCAGCGAGCUAAGCUUAGUGCGAAAAAGCGGCAAGGCAGAGCAGCAAAAGUGAAAGCGCACAACUUGUGACAAAGAAAAAAGCUUAAAUAAAGUUUUGAAGUGAAUUUUCGGGAGCUGCUAACCCAGUCAAAUCUAGCUGCCGAUUUGUAGGCGCCUGUCAGACUCCAAACCUCAAAAAGAGCCAGCAAAAACCCGCGCUCGGAAACCGUUGUACCACUUGCUACGCAAUAUUGCCGCAUUGCGUGUGGCUGGCAAUUGCCAAGUAGACGCGCUUUUUGCCUAUCCCCGCUGUUGCUGGAAAGUGUAAUGUAAUGAGAUACGACGUUCAAGAGUUGCUUCAUCAGUCUGCUGAGGAUCCAUUCGCCAGGUUUGCAAAUGGGAUGGCAUAUCAUCCAUUUCUGCAACUCUCCCGACCCACUGACUUCAGCGUGUCGUCGCUGUUGACGGCGGGCACACAGGCACAACAGGCUAGUAACGCCGCCGCCGCCGCAGCAGCUGCUGCAGCCGCAACCGCAGCAGCGGCCGGUGAUUUAGGUGCAGGCGGCGGUAAUACCGUCUUGAGCGCGGCCACCUCACCCGCACAGCCGCACCAGCAGCAAGCGCCACCAACUACACCCACCAGUGCGGCAGCACUCUUGCAACAACACCAACAGCAGCAACAGCAAUUGCAUUUGCAACAGCAACAGCACCAUCAACAGCAGUUGCUUUGCGGUGCCGGUCAAGCAUCACCGGUCGGUGGCCAACAGCCGCCACUCUUAUCGCCUGGCAAUAACAAUAAUAACAGUGUUGGCAGCAAAUCGGGCAGCAAUAAUAAUAGCAACAACAGCAACCGCAAUACACCCACCACAACUAAUAAUAAUAACAACAACAACGAUCCUCAAAGUAGCAACAAUAAUUUGUCGUCGCAACAGCCACUAGCUCAUCCAGCCGCGUCACAUUUGUCAUCGCCGCAUUUGUCGCCGCAUCGUCAACCGCCGCCGCAUCCGCACGCACAUCCCGCACAGCCGCCACCGCCAGCGCCACAGCAUCCACAUCACUCGCCGGUGCCCGGUCAUCACGCAUUGGGGCCACACCUGCCGCAACAGGCCUACUUUCCGGCGGCCGCAUUAGCUGCGCUCGCCGGCAGUCCGGCUGGUCCACAUCCCGGUCUAUAUCCGGCCGGUCUGCGUUUCCCGCCCCAUCAUCCGCACGCCCAUCACCCACUGGGCACACCCUACACCACCGCUGAGGACGUGGUGCUCGCAUCAGCUGUGGCGCAUCAAUUGCAUCCGGCGAUGAGACCGUUGCGUGCGCUACAACCCGAGGAUGACGGCGUCGUCGACGAUCCGAAGGUGACGCUGGAGGGCAAGGACUUGUGGGAGAAGUUCCACAAGCUCGGCACGGAGAUGGUGAUCACCAAAAGUGGACGGCAAAUGUUUCCUCAAAUGAAAUUUCGCGUUUCGGGUCUGGACGCCAAGGCGAAAUAUAUUUUGCUCUUGGACAUCGUAGCGGCGGACGAUUACCGUUACAAGUUUCACAACAGCCGCUGGAUGAUCGCCGGCAAAGCGGAUCCGGAAAUGCCAAAACGCAUGUACAUCCACCCCGAUUCGCCGACCACCGGCGAACAGUGGAUGCAGAAGGUCGUCUCAUUUCACAAAUUAAAAUUGACCAACAAUAUUAGUGAUAAACAUGGAUUUGUAAGUACUACGAUACUCAAUUCAAUGCAUAAAUACCAGCCACGUUUCCAUUUGGUGCGAGCCAAUGACAUACUCAAGCUGCCGUACUCAACAUUUCGGACGUAUGUUUUCAAGGAGACGGAAUUUAUAGCCGUUACAGCAUAUCAAAAUGAGAAGAUUACUCAAUUAAAAAUCGAUAACAAUCCCUUUGCGAAGGGCUUUCGUGAUACCGGCGCUGGCAAGCGGGAAAAGAAUUGUUACAGGCAAGCCCUCAUGUCCAAUCGCGGGUCCGAUUCGGACAAACUGAAUCCGACACAUGUCAGCAGCUCACGUGCGCCACUGCAUUUGGGACAUACCGGUCGGCCACCGCAUCACUUGCAUCCGCAUGCGGCGCUACACGACAAUCAGGCGGACGACGAGGACAAGCUGUUGGAUGUGGUCGGACCGCCGCAGAGCCCACUAUUGCCUUUGAGUCAUUCGUUGCAACAGAUGCAUGCGCAUCAGCAAUCCGCCCUUGCAGCCUGGUUCAACCAUUUGGCCGGUGCCGGCGAUCAUGCGAACGAAGAAGCUCUACGUCGUCGCCUACAAUCCGACGAUGUCGAACGUGAUGGCAGCGAUUCGAGCUGUUCGGAGAGUGUGGGCGGCAGCACGGGUGGCGCAUUCCGACCCACCUCCUCGGGCAGUCCGAAAGAAGGCGCUGCUGGUGGUUUAAAUGCAGCUGGCGCAUAUCCCUCACCGAACAUUUCGGUGGGCCCACCGAUACACCCGUCGCCGCAUCUGUUGCCUUACCUCUAUCCACAUGGCCUCUAUCCGCCACCGCAUCUGGGGCUGCUACACAAUCAGGCAGCUGCGGCCGCCGCCAUGAAUCCGGCCAGUCUCAAUCCGGGCUUGCUGUUCAAUGCGCAAUUGGCGCUCGCCGCACAACAUCCCGCCUUAUUCGGACACUACUCAGGACAUACGCCCGUCUCACCGCUGCAGGGACUCAAGGGACAUCGCUUCUCGCCAUACAGCUUGCCUGGCAGUUUGGGUUCUGCCUUUGAUGCUGUUACGCCUGGUUCGAAUGCGAAUCGCGGCGGCCCGUCAGGCGCUGGAGAUGCCUCCACACUGGGACCCGGUAGUAGCGGUCCCGGUAGCAGUAUAGAAAAUGGACCGCGCAGUUUGAGCUCCAGUCCACGUCCACGUGCCUCAUCCAACUCGCCGCCGACGCGUCCGAUUUCUAUGUCGCCAACGACGCCACCAUCACUGCUGAAGCGGCAGAAUUCACCCUCAGAGCUGAAGAGUAUCGAGAAAAUGGUCAACGGACUGGAAGUGCAACACAAUGGUAGUGGCAGCAGCGCUGGUGUAGGCAUGGGUAUUGGUAUUGGUGCGCUGGUUAGCGGCGCUUUAGAGGAGCUGCAACGCAAGACACCAACACAGGUGGAUCAGUGACAUUUGUUUGAUCGAGACGAUAACGACCGUUCGUCCGUCAUCGAUCUCGACGAUGUGUGACCGCAAGAGCAGGUUUUCCUGUUGCUUUAGUGGGCUUACAAAGGAGCCUACGCGCAUAUGAACGCGGUGGCAAUGCAGCUAACAAAAUGGCAGUCAAAAAACUGCACUGCGACAAAAAUAUGUCAAUUGCUUGUUAGGCUACUAGGCUAAGGCUAGAGUGUAGUGUCACAGUCUAAGCCUCUACCGCCAAUGCACAUUUACUUGUCUCUCAUAUGUAUAUAAUAAUAAGUACGUAUGUAAAUUUAGCUUAAGUAGUAUAACAAAUAAGCCUAAAAGCGUUUAUCUACUUGUUUAAAACUAUGUUCCACAUAUGAUCCAUACACAAAUGUUUACUAAAAAGAGUAUUUUCGUGCAGAAAUGCGGCAGUUAAAUAGAAGCAAUGUGACGGCAAGCUUAACAAUGUAUGCUUGUUUCGUAAAAGGUGGCGUAUAACGGUUUGUUUCGAAUUUUCAUCACAUACCAAUGCUGUACUGCAUGUGUUACGUGCGAUUUAGUUGUUACACUGAACGUUACAAGAAUAUCUAUUGAAUUCUGUGCACAUAUUAAAUUUUUUGCUUACGUUCCACAUAGCAUCCACACAAAUUUAACAUAUUUUUGCACGCAAAGACUUUAUUUUUUAAUACUUCUUUAAAACUUCGUUGAAAGCAACACAAAAAGUUAUGUUCCACAUAUAAUCCACAUACGUUCCACACUGUAUUUGUUGUUCUACAUUUGCUUUAAGCAUUUUUUAGCUGUUUCAAGUUAUGUUUUUGUUUAACUGGCGCGUCUGCCUACACCAGCAACUAUCUCUGCAAGUAUUGUAUCACACAUAUGUAGUUAAUUAUAUAGGUUUAGCAUUAUAUAACUAAAACAAUUUUGAUUUUUGUACACUUUUGCGUUUUAAAUUUAGUUAACUUUUUAAGUUCUCAAACCAAAGAGUUACUUUCAGUGUAAAAAAUAUAAUUUUUUCUAACAAAACCUAAAAAUACUACUAAAACUUAGUUCUUGCUACUUAGAAACUUGCAUAAAAAUAUAAUUGUGUUUAAUUUUGAAAAAAAAGUUAUGUUAUAACAUUUCUCUUAAUUGUUCCGCACGUGCACUGUGAAAAAUAUUUAAAAACACUUCUCUUUAGCCGCAAAUGUAAGUGACUUGCCCCCCAAAACCCCCAAAAAAUGCCUAGUAGCUUUAGGAGAGGGCGUGGCGUUCAACAUUACACGCUCAGAGUAUUAUAAUUUAACAUAGGACAUUGUAUAAAUGUGUAAUUUUUUCUGCAAAUAAUUUAAAAAAAAUUAAAAUAUAAAACUAAUAGGCGUAAAGGCUCGUAUUAUUUAGUUUAAAUUUUUUAAAUGGUAAUAAUUUGUUUUUGUAACAGUUCAAUAUGUUCCUCACUUACAUGUAAUAAUGUUUUUAAAUGAUUUUUUUAGUUAAAAAUGUUAAAUUAAGUUUUAAAAAUAUGUGAAAAAUAAACAACAACACUUUUUUCGCCGAAAAGUGCAACAAAUGAUUUAAAAAAUACACUGUAAAACAAAAUGGGAAAGCAAUAUUAAUUAUAGUUAAUUAAUGCACUGAAAUAUUAAUUAAAAAUUACACAUUUGUUUGUUUUGCGCUGUUAAGAAUUUCGGUGUGCAACAAAGCAUAAAAAUAUAAUAAAAAAAUUUAGUGUUGACAACCGAAAAAAAAUUAAAAUAGUUUAAAGUAAAAAAUGGCGAGAAAACCGCUUUUUAAAAUGAACACACUGUAAUUAACAAAAUAUAAAAAUAAAAAAAAAAAUAA
Bactrocera neohumeralis is the source of this 7018-nucleotide messenger RNA. RefSeq names its product optomotor-blind protein (gene bi). Gene Ontology annotation, biological process: cell fate specification; regulation of transcription by RNA polymerase II; positive regulation of DNA-templated transcription. The transcript has 9 exons. Gene Ontology annotation, cellular component: nucleus. Gene Ontology annotation, molecular function: DNA-binding transcription factor activity, RNA polymerase II-specific; RNA polymerase II cis-regulatory region sequence-specific DNA binding. Bases 2435 to 5206 code for a protein of 923 amino acids. The record is from RefSeq and is a predicted model, not a curated record. NCBI's taxonomy places the organism in Eukaryota, Metazoa, Arthropoda, Insecta, Diptera, Tephritidae.